AUGGGAAACAUCAGCAGCAGCGGAGGCGAGGGUAGACGCCGUAGACGGCGGAGCAAUACGCUUCCGACGGCGGCUCCACCGCCUCCUUCUCUUCCUCCACCACCACCACCUUCGGCGGCGACAGAAAUCCCAGCUAGCCGCAUCGUAUUCGCCGCCGCUACACCGUAUCCAAACCCCAACUCUAAUCAGAAUUACCAGUAUCCUGGUUACUACCCUCCUCCGCCAGGAACCAUGCCCGUUCCUCUUCCGGCGCCGUACGACCACCACCACCAUCAUCAUCCGCACUAUCCUCCUCCUCCGCAUCCUUAUCACCACCCUCAGCCUUGGGCCGCCGGCGGGAGAUACACUCCUUAUUGUGGUGCCAUGAUGCCUGCGCCGGCUCCCAUCAUCGAACAUCAGAAAGCCGUCACGAUUCGUAACGACGUUAACCUCAAGAAGGAGACUUUGAAGCUUGAAUCCGACCCGGAUUGUCCGGGUCGGUUUCUCGUCUCCUUCACGUUUGAUGCAACCGUCUCCGGAAGGUAG
Messenger RNA from Thlaspi arvense, 525 nucleotides. The record is from the annotation of a GenBank genome assembly. NCBI's taxonomy places the organism in Eukaryota, Viridiplantae, Streptophyta, Magnoliopsida, Brassicales, Brassicaceae.